CUGGACCCGGAAGCUCCCUCCGGGUAUGGGUAUGGCCUCAAUCCAGACCGUGUUCCCUUGGGAUUUCUCACUCUGGCUGUGUUCCCAUUGAGUGAUAGUUUCAUGCGGGGUCGCAGGAAAUCCUGACUGUGCUUGGUGUUGACAGUGACAGCUUCUGAAUAGAUGCAAAAUUAUGGCGGACGGAGUGAACGUGGGACAAUAUGGAAAUGACAAUAAUGGUAAAGAAAUUCGUCAAUUGCUGAAUAGUUACAGCGACAAGGAGUUAAACCUUAUUACCCUGUUCUACCAUGAGAGAUUGGAGGAUGCAAUUUUACACCUGGUGGAGAGUAUUGCCUUGACAUUAAUGGCAACUGGUUCAUUGAGCAAUGGAAAUUAUAUGUUCAUCUGUAAGCUGUCGGAGAAUCAGGGAAGAAAGGAAGCAGCGCAAUAUCUUUUAGGCACGGUGACCAAAACCAGUGGUUCCACAGAACGGAUAUUUUGGGAAACAUUGGUGAAAAUGCAAGAAUCAAAGCCAAAACUGAAACUCAUUUUGAAAGAAAUUCAGAACAGAGGUUUUGACUUGCUAUGUAAUGCACGCAUCAGUCAGACGGAAGGGAAGCUAUCAGAUCACCUCAAAGACAUACAAGAUCAACACAAGCAACACCUCCUCCUCAGAACUGAGCAUGUGGUUAAAGGCACCAUCAAAGGAAAGGACAAAAUAGUGACCAUCUCCCUCACCGAUCGAUAUACAGAACUUAUCAUUAUUUCCACUCUCCGUGAACGGAGACUAGUGGAACAUGAGCUCCUUUCCAGAGGCAGAGAUCAUGAAGAAUGGCAGCGGAAGUACAUCACUAGUGACCUUGAAAAAAUCCGGAUCGAUCAACUAUUCAGGAGCAGUUUCGGCCACUCCAGCCUGUCCGGUACCACGGUGGUUAGCGGUGUGGCUGGCAUUGGGAAAACAACAAUGGUGCAGAGGAUGGUCCACGAAUGGGCAGCGGGAAACAUCUAUCCUCAGUUCCAGUUUGUUUUCCAUUUCACAUUUCGAAAUCUUAAUGCCAUAAAGGCAGCUGUUUCUCUAAACAAAAUGGUGUUGGAUUUGUACCCUUAUUUAGAAAAGAUAAUUGAAGAUAUCUGGAUGAAACCUGAACAUCUUCUGUUAGUUUUCGAUGGGUUAGAUGAAUACAAACACCCAAUUGAUUUCACAGGUCAUGUGGCUAGUGAUAUCUCUGCGAGUCGCUGUGUUGGGCCCAACUGCAGUUGCGAAGUUUCUGAAAUCGUCCGCUCCCUGGUACAGCAACAGUUGCUCAAAGGUUGUUCUGUACUGGUCACCAGCCGGCCAACAGCACUUGACUUAUUGGAAAAGGCCAACAUCAACCUUUGGGCUGAGAUCCUGGGCUUUCUUGCUGAUGAAAGAAAAGACUUUUUCAGAAAGUUUUUUGGGAUUGAGAAUCUUGGUGCCAAAGUCUUCAAACAUGUGGAGGAGAACCAGAUCCUGUACACCAUGUGCUAUAACCCUUCGUACUGCUGGAUCAUUUGCUCAACCUUAGGCCCCCUCUUUACACAAUCGAAGUGCAGGCAACCUCUUCCCAAAACCAUCACUCAACUUUUUUCCAUCUACCUUUCCAACCUCUUGGACAACCACAAGCGAGAUGUUGAGGACCAGCGGAUGGUUUUACAACGACUUGGGGAGUUGGCUUACCAGGGAGUUGCAAAAAGGAGAAUUGUUUUCAAUGAGAACCACUUCAUUCAACAUCAGCUGGAGCCCAGCAAAUUCAUUUCAGGAUUCAUGAUGGAGAUCCUGGAAAGAGAUGAUGCAGCUAAAACCAUCGUGUACACAUUUCUCCACCUUACCAUCCAAGAAUUCCUGGCGGCCCUCGCUCAGUACUUGAAUCCAAAGCAUCAAAACGUGGUGGAAAUGCUUCACUGGGCUUUUAAAAAGGACGAUGGUCGGUUUGAGAUCUUCGUUCGAUUUCUGGUUGGUCUUUCAAGUCCCACUUCAUCCCGACAGCUGGAAACAUUCCUGGGUCCGCUGUCUUAUCACACAACCUGCCAGGUGAUAGACUGGCUGCAAGCCAAUGUUCAGGCAGAAAUCAAAAACAUGGACAGAGCCACGGGAAAGAGGAAACUGCUUAACAUAUUUCACUAUCUGUCGGAGUCUCAGAAUGGAGCUUUAGUCCAGAAAACCAUUGGAUCUGUGGAACGUUUGAAUUUUGGGGACUCCAAUCCACAUAAUGCACUGAGAUUGAGUCCAAUGGACUGUGCUGUAAUGUCUCAUGUUGUACAACUUUGUAAAUCAUUGACGGAGUUGAAUUUGGAGAAAUGUUAUGUUCAGGAGGAGGGGAUGAAACAAUUGGCCCCUGCAAUCCACAAAUGCGAAGUUGUAAGGCUGAAUGACAACAGCAUAGGAGAUACCGGAAUCAGCAUUUUGUCUGCAUCAUUGGUGCACCCAGAAUGCAAAACAAAGAGACUGGAUUUGCAGGAUAACAAUCUGACAUUUGCUUGCAUUGAAGACCUGAGGGUGGCCUUUAGUGUGAGCCAAUCAUUGUCAAUGCUAUACCUGGAUGGAAAUAAAUUCACAGAUGAUUGUAUUCCCACUAUGAGAAACUUCAUCAUCAACUGCAAGAAUUUGGAGCUGAUUCAAUUAUGGAGGAAUCUGUUCAGUUCUGAUGGAAAGAAGCAGCUUCGAUCAUUGAGAGAAUGCAGGGCUGGUUUACGAAUAUUUGUGUAAUCAAAGGAUGGAGAAUUUGCCUGCUGUGUGGGCUCUAUCUUAGCAUGAGUUGUAUUUUUCUCACCUCCAUAAAAGAUAAAGUGAAACGCACAAGAUAUUACAUUGACUCCAGAAAAACAAUUCCUGGAAUUCUGAAAUAAAAUGGAAGCGAUGUGGAGUAUUCCUUGUUUCAACAAGAUUUGGUGGAAAAUUUCAGUAGCAGCUGGUGAGCCUGUAUGUACGUGAUAUUCAUUAUCGAGCAGAGGGAAAUAUAGCUGUGACUGUGAAGCUUUUAUAGAGUCAUUGAGGUCUACAGCAUGGCCUAUGCCCUCUAGUUUUUGACUCCCUUACCAUGGGGAAAAUCUGUUGCUAUCCACCUUAUCUAUGCCUCUCAUGAUUUUAUAGACGCUGAAAAGGUCACUCCUUAGUCUCCUAUUCUCCAGGGGAAAAAAAAUGCCCCAGCCUAUCCAACCUCUCCUUAUAACUCAAACCUUCCAAUUCAGGAGGCAUCGUCGUAAAUCUGU
Molecule: messenger RNA, 3210 nt
Organism: Rhincodon typus (whale shark)
Lineage: Eukaryota; Metazoa; Chordata; Chondrichthyes; Orectolobiformes; Rhincodontidae
Product: NACHT, LRR and PYD domains-containing protein 3-like
Exons: 9
Coding region: 173-2707 (844 amino acids)
Biological process (GO): positive regulation of inflammatory response
Cellular component (GO): cytoplasm
Source: RefSeq, a predicted model, not a curated record